CUUUUGAGCAACGAGCACUUCCGGAGUCUCCCGGCGGGUCUUCCUACCAAAGUCAGCUUCUCGCCUCGUGUGCGCCGGCACAUUUGGCUCCCGUGCGCCGGCCGGGUUAGCUCGCGUCCUCACGCACUUUGGGUUUCCCGGUCUCAUGGCCGGUCUGACCCUAUUUGUGGGCCGCCUCCCGCCCUCGGCCCGCAGUGAGCAGCUGGAGGAAUUGUUCAGUCAGGUGGGGCCGGUGAAGCAGUGCUUCGUGGUCACUGAAAAAGGGAGUAAGACCUGUCGAGGCUUUGGCUAUGUCACUUUUUCUAUGCUGGAAGAUGUUCAGAGGGCCCUCAAGGAGAUUACCACUUUUGAAGGUUGCAAGAUCAACCUGACUGUUGCCAAGAAAAAACUGAGGAACAAGACAAAGGAAAAGGGGAAAAGUGAAAACUCAGAGGUCCCAAAGAAGGAGCUGAAGCCUAAAAAAGCCAAAGUGGCAGAUAAGAAAGCCAGGUUAAUUAUUCGGAACCUGAGCUUUAAGUGUUCAGAAGAUGAGUUGAAGACAGUAUUUGCUCAAUUUGGAGCUGUACUGGAAGUAAAUAUCCCUAGGAAGCCAGAUGGGAAGAUGCGUGGUUUUGCUUUUGUUCAGUUCAAAAACCUCCUAGAAGCAGGUAAAGCUCUCAAAGGCAUGAACAUGAAAGAGAUAAAAGGGAGGACAGUGGCAGUGGAUUGGGCUGUGGCAAAGGAUAUAUAUAAAGAUACACAGUCUAUUUCUGCUCUAGGUGAAGAAAAGAGCCGUGAAUCUAAACAUCAGGAAUCAGUUAAAAAGAAUGGCAGGGAGGAAAAGGAUAUGGAGGAGGAAGAAAAUGAUGAUGAUGACAAUGAUGGUGAUGAUGAUGAUGACGAGGUUGAUGAUGAUGAAGAUGAAGGGGAGGAGAAUAUAGAAUCAAAGGUGACCAAGCCUGUGCAAAUUCAGAAGAGAGCAGUCAAGAGAACAGCCUCCGCAGAAAGCAGUGAAGAUCAUUCUGAGGAGGACAGUGACCUGGAGGAAAGCGAUAGUAUUGAUGAUGGAGAGGAACUGGCUCAGAGUGAUAGCAGCACUGAGGAGCAAGAGGAUAAAGCUGUGCAAGUCUCAAACAAAAAGAAGAGGAAAUUACCCUCUGAUGUGAAUGAAGGGAAAACUGUUUUUAUCAGAAAUCUGUCCUUUGAUUCAGACGAAGAAGAACUAGGGGAGCUUCUCCAACAGUUUGGAGAUCUCAAAUAUGUCCGCAUUGUCUUGCAUCCUGACACAGAGCAUUCUAAAGGUUGUGCAUUUGCUCAAUUCAUGACUCAAGAAGCAGCUCAGAAAUGCCUUCUAGCUGCUUCUCCAGAGAAUGAGGCUGGUGGGCUUAAACUGGGAGGCCGGCAGCUCAAGGUUGACUUGGCAGUGACCCGUGAUGAGGCUGCAAAGCUUCAGACAAAGAAAGUGAAGAAGCCGACUGGCACCCGGAAUCUCUAUCUGGCCCGAGAAGGCUUAAUUCGCGCUGGGACGAAGGCUGCAGAGGGCGUAAGUGCUGCUGAUAUGGCCAAAAGAGAACGGUUUGAGCUGCUGAAGCAUCAGAAACUCAAGGACCAGAAUAUCUUUGUCUCCCGAACCAGGCUCUGCCUGCACAAUCUCCCAAAGGCUGUAGAUGACAAACAGCUCAGAAAGCUGCUGCUGAGUGCUACCAGAGGAGAGAAAGGGGUGCGCAUCAAGGAGUGUAGAGUGAUGCGAGACCUCAAAGGUGCUCAUGGGAACAUGAAGGGUCAGUCCCUGGGCUAUGCCUUUGCAGAGUUCCAGGAGCACGAACAUGCCCUGAAAGCCCUCCGCCACAUCAACAACAAUCCAGAAAUCUUUGGGCCUCAGAAGAGACCAGUAGUGGAGUUUUCUUUAGAAGAUCGAAGAAAACUUAAAAUGAAGGAACUAAGGAUCCAGCGCAGCUUGCAAAAAAUGAGAUCCAAGCCUGCAACUGUUAAGCCUCAGAAGGGGCAACCAGAGCCUGCAAAAGACCAGCAACAGAAGGCAGCUCACCACCACACAGAACAACAAAGAAAGGCGCUUCCAGAGCAGAAGAGGAAGACAGGCUCUACCUCAUGGACUGGCUUCCAGACCAAGGCCGAAGUGGAGCAGGUGGAGCUGCCUGAUGGAAAGAGGAGGAGAAAGGUCCUGGCUCUCCCCUCACACCAAGGCCCCAAAAUCAGGUUGCGGGACAAAGGCAAAGUGAAGCCCGUCCAUCCCAAAAAGCCAAAGCCCCAGAUAAGCCAGUGGAAACAGGAGAAACAGCAGUUAGCUUCCAAGCAGGUAUCUAGGAAAACUAAGGGAAAUAAGUCGGAAACCCGCUUCAACCAGCUGGUUGAACAAUAUAAGCAGAAAUUAUUGGGACCUUCUAAAGGAGCACCUCUUGCGAAGAGGAGCAAAUGGUUUGAUAGUUGAUGAUGCCAGGGGCUGGGUAAGAAGCUGAGUUGUGUACUUUCUGGUGAUGUUCCUGGGCUCCUCCCCAUCCCCCAUGGGUCUUACUGAGGGAGAGAAAAUCCCUGAGGGCACUGCUGCUGUGCUGGGAGGGGCCCUGGACUGUGUACAUCUGAACUUUGGUCCAUCCUUUGAUGUGUGGUUCAUUAGCCACAAAGAGAAAUAUCUGAAAGAUAUUAUGAUGCCUCUCACAUAUUAUCCAGAUUAUUGUAUGAAGCUGUGUCUAUAAUUAUUACCAAUUUUUAUUCUUUAUUUCUCAAAUGGAAACAUUGAAAAGGCAUUCUGGAGUGCUGAAUUUUUAAGAUGUAUCUUUUGUUAAGCAUAUUCUCUAAGUGAAAUAUUGUGUGGCUUUUUUAGUGACAAUGUCAUUUCUAGUAUGUGUGACUCCUUUAUUAUUUGUAAACAUUCUUGACAUUCCUAAUUCAGCUGUGUAGUCUUUCUUACACACUGCAGGAAUUGACUGAGAGCAGAAAGAAAUGCUUUCUAACCUAAUCACUACAGGUGGAGACACUGGAAAAGAGUGGGGGGAGGUGGGUCCUGUUAGAGAGCGGCACUUAUGUGCUUGUCAAAUGAGGGGAUUUCCAGUUGACUGGAACUCAGUCUGCAGUGGCCUAAAGACACUAGCCUGGUUAGUGAUGACCUGCACUUCUCUCACAGAGUACCUCCUUUUUCAUCAUACCCACAGCUCUCUAAGUCCUCCUUAAUGAGGACACUUGAUUCUCAUUAAAUCUGCCCCUUAAAAUGGUUUCACACCCACUGAAAAACUCCAGGGGUUUGACAUCUCACUUUGAUUGAAAUCUUGUCUUCCUAUAAUAUUUGAUUCCCUGGUCUGGUCACCUCUCCUUGUUUUUAUCCACUCUCUUCAUUUACAUUUGGCUACACAGACCUUCAUUUGAUCUCUUGACUCUUGACCACCUCAGAUCCUUUGUAUCCAUUCCAUUUGCCCGGAGAGUUCUUCUGUUGCUUGUUUUACUUGCCCUGCAGAGCUCCACUAGUUGUCGCCUCCUCCUGGAGCUCUUCCCAGACUAUCUAAAGUAGGGCAUUUCUUCCCCUCCCCUCUCUUUCCCCCUUACUAAAAUCUGCUUCCCUGUUUCUUCUUCUUCUUUUGAGUCAGAGUCUCACUCUGUUACCCAGGCUGGAGUGCAGUGGUGCUGUCUCAGCUCAUUGCAACCUCCACCUCCCAGGUUCAAGCAAUUCUCCUGCCUCAGCCUCCCAAGUAGCUGGGACUACAGGCAGACACCGCCACUCCCAGCUAAAUUUUGUAUUUUUAGUAGAUACGGGGUUUCACCAUGUUGGCCAGGCUGGCCUUGAACUUCUGACCUCACAUGAUCUGACCACCUCAGCCUCCCAAAGUUCUGCAAUUACAGGCGUGAGCCACCAUGCCCGGCCUGCUUCCCUAUUUCUUUCUAGCACUAAUCUCUGUCUGAAUGUAUUGCCUCUCCAGUUAGAAUGUAUGCUUUGUGAGAGGGACUGUAUUCCUCUUGUUUGCUCCUGUAGACACAGCACCUAGUACUGACCCAGGCACAUAGUAGAUAUUGAAUAAAUAUUUGUUGAAUUAAAAAAAUCGGAAAGGAAGAAAUAGUACUCAGUAGUCAAGAGAAAAAGUUGGGAGCAUAGCCCAAAAUUCUUGAUUCCUUAGUCUAGUUGAGUGUUACAGAUAAUGCUUUGACAGAACCAUUGCUGAGCUAGAGACAUGGUUAUUUCAUUGCAGUAUCUUGGGGAACCCAUGAAUGCUCUGAAAUGCCUCUGGUUGGUUUAGAGAUAGAUGAAGGAGAAGCCAUAGAAAUUUUUAAACCUUUUGGAGAGAUCGUAAGGACAGGUGACUUAUCUCCAAGUUCACCUUGAGGCAGCAUGACUUGGGCUGUCACACAUGCUUGCAGUAGCCUGGCAACAUGUCUUUCUCAGGCUGGUCUGUACAGUGUGGAGUAGGUAAGGGACUUUAUUAAGGGUGUCAGAAUAGCUAUAACCUGCCAGUCUGAUCCAUUUUCCUUUGGCCAACUCUCUGUCUGCUCACCACUCUUUUUUUCUAGUACACAAAUAUCUUAUUCAAAAAUAUGUCUUAACAUUUAGGAUAGAUCAAAAUUGGUGUUCAUUCAGAUAACAUUGCCAGAUUCACUUAGAUCCAGAUAUUAUUUUUAACAGCUUUAGUAACUGAGUAUGUUAAAAACCUCAUUCACUUGCUUGGAGAGCUGUUGUACAGUUCUUUAAAGAGUUCUUUAUAUGAGGUUGAUAUAUCUGACCUCCCUUUGGAACACCUUACCAUGGCUAUUUGGUCAGCUCCAUUGACUCCUUGGCUUGGGAAUUUUAGGGCAGUGAGAGUUUUGCUCACUUCUACUUCACUUCAGGGUCUGAUGUGUCAGGAAAUGGAGUUUUCGCAACAGGAGAGUUGAGUUACAGACUGGUUAAAAAACAACAGGUGGGGCACAGAGUCUCACACCUAUGAUCACAGCACUUUGGGAGGUGGGAGGAUUGCUUGAGGUCAGGAGUUUGAGACCAGCCUGGCCAACAUGGUGAGACCACGUCUCUAUUCAUUUGAAAAACAAUAGCAAAUGUUUUGUUAACAUCCAAGACAAGGCCACCACUCAAAACUAUCAGAUUUUAGUAGUAGUUUCCUUCUCGAUUACAUAAUAGCCUGGCUUAGAGAGAUAGAGAGAUGACCUGUAAGUGGAAUCUUAAGAUGAGGUCUAGCUGUUCUUUGCCUUAUUUAUUUGUUUGUUGGUUAGGUUGUAAUUUCGAAGAAUCUGCUCUGUUUAGCUGUAUAGUUCCUUCUUCUGGAGGUAACGUGUGGCAAGGAUUAUGUAUCACCUGUCACAAAAAUGAGAUCUCUGCCUUCCUCUAUUAUAAAGUUAGGGCAUGUGAUUAAUUCUUCGAAAUGCUUUGAAAUGUACUUUGGUAUGUUUUUGUCUUGAAAAGAGGUUUUCCAGCUAGAAAUUCGGAGCCCAGAAGGUCAAGGCUCCAGAAAUACCCUGCUCAUUAUGCACUUAGCUUUCAGUUGUCUGAGGAGGCAGGGGAUCACAUGUGUCACAGUGAGUGCCGAUUCCCCAGAAUCUGCAGUCUUAAGCUCUCCUGCUGACCCACACAGCCAGUUCUCUGUUUCAUAUCCGUGUGUCUCGCUGUGAAGUGACAAGCAGCUACCAAUUCUGUCAUAUAAGAAGCAGCUCUGCCUAUGCAACUUUGAAAGUUCCUGUACUUCUCCAUAGACUGCUCCUUCAUGAAAAUAACCACAUCAUCACACUGUGGGUGCCUACACUGUUUUUCAUUUUGUCUCCAGUGAUGCCCACCUCCUUUUCAACUCAGCUCUAAUUGGCACUUUAAGGGUCAGGAUGAGGUUUCUCUUAGGCCAAGUUGAGAUUUCCAGACGUCCGUUUUGUCCAACCAAGGCUGACCAGUUUAGAAGUUAUCCACAUCCUUGUUUUGGUUCUUUCAUUAUGUCUUGAUACCUCUCUCUCUAGGAUUAUUUACAGUUUGUGAUGGCUUAUUCAGUGACCAGAUGUGGGGUGAGUUACUGGUAUAGUCUGUCAUUACCUUGGCAUCUGACUUUGACUGGUCAUUGGCUGUACAUGAGUUUUUGUGCUGGUAAAGGAAUAUUCUGAGAAAUUGGAAGGCACAAACUGGGAACCAAUUCUGAGAAGAGAACUGCUGAGUCACUGAAAGACCUUUUGGAUCGCCCCCAAAUGGAACAUCUUGAUAAAUGGCAAAUCCAGUGUUUCUUAGACUUGUCCACGCUGUCCAGAGCCCACUGCCUUUUAUCAGAUGUGAGACUUCACUGCUACAGAGUCAUUCCACAGUCUCCGUGCCUAGACAUUUGAUAGAAGGAAAAUUGUUUCUUGUCCUUAAAGCAGGGACUAUUUUUUGCACUUUUCCACAUACUCCACAACACCCAACACUGAUUUACUCGUAGUGGAGUUUAAUACUGUUAAAUUCUCUAAAGGCCAUUUGUUCCAGGGCCUAGCUGGACUUGUGAAGGACAACAGAGUCAUUUCCUAAGGACCCCAGAAGACAACAUGAAGGAAAAAAUAAACUGCUGUUCACAGUA
Molecule: messenger RNA, 6500 nt
Organism: Callithrix jacchus (white-tufted-ear marmoset)
Lineage: Eukaryota; Metazoa; Chordata; Mammalia; Primates; Cebidae
Gene: RBM28
Product: RNA binding motif protein 28
Cellular component (GO): nucleolus
Molecular function (GO): mRNA binding
Source: RefSeq, a predicted model, not a curated record